AUGGAUUGGAUGAAUCCUAUUUCUGUGUUGUUCCUAUUUGCCCUCACACUUGCAUUCCUUUGGAAAAGAAGCGAUUUCUGGAAGAGCAGUGGCAAAAAUCUCCCACCAGGACCUCGCCCAUUACCACUCAUUGGAAACCUCCACCUCCUAGAUCUGAAGAGACCUCACGGAACCAUGUUAAAGUUAUCGAAGCAGUAUGGCCCUGUCUUCAGUUUCCAACUGGGAUUCCAGAAAAUGGUCGUUCUGUCAGGCUACAAGACUGUAAAAGAGGCUUUGGUGAACCAGGCAGAUGCCUUUGUGGACAGGCCCAAGAUCCCAGUGUUUGACGAUGCUGAACAUGGCCAUGGUAUCGUGUUUUCUAAUGGUGAGAACUGGAAAGUGAUGAGGCGGUUUGCGAUAACCACGUUAAGGGACUACGGAAUGGGCAAGAAGACCAUAGAAGACAGAAUUGUCGAGGAGUGCCGUUGCCUAAUACAGAAGUUUGAAUCUUUUGAAGGGAAACCAUUUGAGACUACUAGAAUCAUGAAUGCAUCCGUUGCCAAUAUUAUAGCGUCCAUAUUACUCGGCAAGCGAUACGACUACGAAGAUUCCACAUUAAUAAAAUUACUGAAAUUGGUCAAUGAAAACGUCCGGGCCUUGGGAACUCCCUCCGUCUUGCUGUACAACAUGUUUCCUGCUCUGGGUUUUCUUUCUGGUGGUCGCAAGAUUAUCCUUAAGAACGCGAGGGAAAUGUAUGACUUCAUACAGGCCACCUUCUUAGAACACCUCAAAGUACUGGAUGUGAAUGACCAGAGGAGCUUUAUUGAUGCUUUUCUAAUCCAACAGCAAGAGGAAAAGAACAAGAACCAGAGCAAUGAAUUUUUCCAUAAUGAAAACUUAAAAGCUGUUGUGGCAACCUUAUUUGGGGCUGGCAUGGAGACCACUUCGACUACAUUGCGUUGGGGCUUGUUGCUGAUGAUGAAGUACCCUGAAAUUCAGAAGAAAGUGCAAGAAGAAAUAACCAAGGUAAUUGGGUCCGCUCAGCCACGGAUUGAGCACCGAGCAAAACUACCCUACACAGAUGCGGUGGUGCACGAGGUUCAGAGGUUUGGUAAUAUUGCCCCUGCUGGCGCACCACAUGCCACCACUGCAGACGUCACUCUUGGAGGCUACUUCAUUCCAAAGGGAACGCAUAUCAUUCCAUUACUGUACUCUGUGCUGUACGAUGAAUCCGAGUGGGAGAAACCCUUUAAAUUCUAUCCUGAGCACUUCCUUGAUUCCGAAGGGAAGUUUGUCAAGAGAGACGCCUUCCUGCCUUUCUCUGCAGGUCGGCGAGUGUGUGCUGGUGAGACCCUUGCCAGAAUGGAGCUCUUCCUCUUCUUUGUGACUCUCCUGCAGAGAUUCACUUUCCAGCCAGCCCCUGGGAUGUCAAGAGAAGACCUGGACCUGACCCCUGUAGUUGGGUCAACUCUGUCUCCGAUACCCUACAAAUUCUGUGCUUUGCCACGUUCUUAA
Molecule: messenger RNA, 1494 nt
Organism: Gekko japonicus
Lineage: Eukaryota; Metazoa; Chordata; Lepidosauria; Squamata; Gekkonidae
Product: cytochrome P450 2K4-like
Exons: 9
Coding region: 1-1494 (497 amino acids)
Biological process (GO): xenobiotic metabolic process
Cellular component (GO): intracellular membrane-bounded organelle; cytoplasm
Molecular function (GO): oxidoreductase activity, acting on paired donors, with incorporation or reduction of molecular oxygen, reduced flavin or flavoprotein as one donor, and incorporation of one atom of oxygen; iron ion binding; heme binding
Source: RefSeq, a predicted model, not a curated record